GCUGCCAGCCCACAUUGGAGAGAGAGAGGCGUGGCUGGCUGGGGGACAGGGUGGCUCACGGAUAAAUGCCCAGCCUGAGAGGGGUGAGCUGACAUUGUCCAAGCUGCCACCUAGACUCGGAGCUCACCCCAAACCUCCACUGAAGACAUCCCAGCCAUGGCCAUGCAGAAAAUCUUUGCCCGAGAAAUCCUGGACUCCAGGGGCAACCCCACGGUGGAGGUGGACCUGCAUACAGCCAAGGGCCGGUUCCGAGCAGCUGUGCCCAGCGGAGCUUCCACAGGCAUCUAUGAGGCUCUGGAACUAAGAGAUGGUGACAAGUCUCGCUACCUGGGGAAAGGGGUCCUGAAGGCUGUGGAACACAUCAACAAGACUUUAGGCCCUGCUCUACUGGAAAAGAAACUAAGCGUUGUGGAUCAAGAGAAAGUUGACAAAUUCAUGAUUGAGCUGGAUGGGACCGAGAAUAAGUCCAAGUUUGGGGCCAAUGCCAUCCUGGGCAUAUCCCUGACUGUGUGCAAGGCUGGAGCAGCUGAGAAGGGGGUCCCACUCUACCGACACAUUGCAGAUCUUGCUGGGAACCCAGACCUCGUCCUCCCAGUCCCUGCCUUCAAUGUGAUCAACGGGGGCUCCCAUGCUGGGAACAAGCUGGCCAUGCAGGAGUUCAUGAUUCUGCCUGUGGGAGCCAGCUCCUUCAAGGAAGCCAUGCGCAUUGGCGCCGAGGUCUACCACCACCUCAAGGGGGUCAUCAAGGCCAAGUAUGGGAAGGAUGCCACCAAUGUGGGUGAUGAGGGUGGCUUUGCACCCAACAUCCUGGAGAACAAUGAGGCCCUGGAGCUGCUGAAGACAGCCAUCCAGGCAGCUGGUUACCCAGACAAGGUGGUGAUUGGCAUGGAUGUGGCAGCAUCUGAGUUUUAUCGCAAUGGGAAGUAUGAUCUUGAUUUCAAGUCACCUGAUGACCCAGCACGGCACAUCACUGGGGAGAAGCUGGGGGAUCUGUACAAGAGCUUCAUCAAGAACUAUCCUGUGGUCUCCAUUGAGGACCCUUUUGACCAGGAUGACUGGGCCACCUGGACCUCAUUCCUCUCGGGGGUUGACAUCCAGAUCGUGGGGGAUGACCUUACAGUCACCAACCCCAAGAGGAUUGCUCAAGCUGUUGAGAAGAAGGCCUGCAACUGCCUGCUGCUGAAAGUCAACCAGAUUGGCUCAGUGACUGAAUCCAUCCAGGCCUGCAAACUGGCUCAGUCUAAUGGCUGGGGGGUGAUGGUGAGCCACCGCUCCGGGGAGACUGAGGACACAUUCAUCGCCGACCUGGUGGUGGGGCUCUGCACCGGACAGAUCAAGACUGGUGCCCCCUGCCGCUCAGAGCGUCUAGCCAAAUAUAACCAGCUCAUGAGGAUUGAGGAGGCUCUCGGGGACAAGGCUGUCUUUGCUGGACGCAAGUUCCGUAACCCAAAGGCCAAGUGAGAAGCCAUUGGCUCCAGGACCACACAGGACCCAUCUAGGCCUUCAAGCCCUUGUAAAAUAAACAGUGGUGCCAACCCAUGA
Molecule: messenger RNA, 1542 nt
Organism: Manis pentadactyla (Chinese pangolin)
Lineage: Eukaryota; Metazoa; Chordata; Mammalia; Pholidota; Manidae
Gene: ENO3
Product: enolase 3
Exons: 12
Coding region: 157-1461 (434 amino acids)
Biological process (GO): glycolytic process
Cellular component (GO): phosphopyruvate hydratase complex
Molecular function (GO): magnesium ion binding; phosphopyruvate hydratase activity
Source: RefSeq, a predicted model, not a curated record